AAUCAUUUGAUUCCGAACAAUUUAUUUAAUUUGAUUGAUUGUUAAUUCUAAUCAAUUUGUCUCGAUGAUUUAAUCGCUUUUACUUUAUUAUGCUGGGCGGUUUCUGCUGGUGAUCUAUUACUUACUUGUGUAGUUAUGUUUCUCCUCUUCAAGUGACAUCUCUCAUUGAGAAUCGGAUGUGUUUUCAGCCUUUGGUGUAACUUUGAUCAUCUUUAAUUGUUACAAUUUUAGCUUUUUUUGUCAUCAAACUACUAAAUUUAAAAAGAUGACAUUGGACUUUAACAGGUUAUUCUCAAUGGAGUUUGCUGUUCUUGAGCUCGGCCUUAAAAACAAACAGAUUUUCAAUGUCACAUCAUUUCUUAGGAUUCAAGUUGAAGCAUUUCGAGUUAACUGGGAAAAACUGUGUACAAGUUUGGAUGGAGCUGAUGGUGAUGAUUGUCAACCUCUUUUCGAUGAUUGGGAGAAAGUUUUUUCUAAAAUAUUAAUCAUUUUAAAAUCAACUUUACAUGUUGGCCAAUCUAGAGAAGAGAAUGAAUUUGGUCAACGAUUGGCAAGAAUAUCAUUACAAACAAGUAACUCACUUUUAGAGAUAUUAAAUCGAGAAGACAGUAAUCACAUUAUUAGCCCUUCACUUGACCGGGAGAAAACUCAUUUCAUCUCUUCAUUAAUCAAUCAAAUUAACUUAAUUCGGACAACCAUUGGAGCGGUUAUAGCUGAAUCAAAUAUUGUAGUUGCCGUUGAAAAGACACCAAAUGAUGAGGGGACUGAAAUUUUCCGCUCUUGGGAUGGAACAAGUAAACAACAGAUUCUCAUCAAUUGUAUUAAAGAUCAAUGUCUUCCCUUGGGCCAAUAUUAUAUUAUCCACAAACGAAAUGAACAAUUACCAUGGUCAUCAAUCAAUGAGAUGGUUUACCAAUCAAUUAUUAGCUAUCUUAAAGCUGGUGAAAUUAAACAAGUGGAAAGUAUUUUAAUUGGCCUCGGACUUGAUUACAACUUUCUUCUCAAAUAUAUUUUGGAAUAUACAUUUACCGAUAAAUUACGAUCUCUUUUAAUUAAUCGUCUAAAUUCCGAAGACCAAUUAAUCUAUGAGAGACUUUGUCUAAUCGAAAAAGUCAACGAACCAUUGCAACUACGAUUAAGCCUCUCCUGUGUACGAUCAGUUAAAUCGAGCUACCAAGGUGACCUGUUGACCUAUGGGAUUUUCCAGGAGAAUUCAAAAAAUCGAACCUCUUGUUUAAAAGUAGUCGAACCAAGUCAAAUUUGGUCCUAUCUAGUCAAAACUAAUCGAAUUAAUUUACUUAAAAUGUGGAUCACUCGAUAUUAUGAUAACGCUAAAACUGGCGAUUCUCAAGAUGGAACUGUUUUCUCAGCUAAAAUAACCCAAUCAAUGAUUGAUCAGUUAAUCAUCGAUGGUCAAGAUUACCUAAGAGAAUCAACUUUAUCCUCUUUGGGUAAUUAUGGUAUUUUUAGUUCCAGUGAAUUGGAUAAUAUGCCACUUUUGAUUCGUCGUCUUUUCCGUUCAUGUCCUGCUGAAAAAACUGGCAUAUUAACUGGAUUUGCUGAUCACCCGUUGUUCAAUAAAACCACAAUGAUUAGUUAUCAACAAUUUCAUAAGCAAUUCAUUGAAUAUUGUGCUGAAAAUUCACUCUAUCAAAUAUUAUAUUGGUCAUAUGUUCAAAAUGAAUUUCAAGUUAACCUGGAAAAGUGUUCAAUUGACCCGAAAAUGGGCAAUCUCUUACAACGAUUUAAAACUUGGAAUGAAGAUCCACUCAAAGACUAUCAUACUCUUAAUUCAAUUCUUGAAGUUUCCCGUUACCUUUAUGACCUUAAAUCACCAGUUAAUUUACAAUCCCUGUUGGACGCUGAUUUAGGCAAACUUGCAAUUCUUGCCUCUCAAUUUGCUCCCAAAGGAACUUUAUCAUUUUUAACCGCAUCACCAGAUGAACUUUGGUUCGCUGAAAAAGAUUCACUUCUAAAAGCUAUGGAAAAAAAUUAUCCUCUCUUAUAUCUUGCCACGGUUUCCAUGAAAGAAUUGAAUCUUCCCUUCCUUCCUAUGCAAGGAAGUGAAUUCCCAUCAAUAUAUACUCUUCUCAAUGAGACAAUUGACCUUGACAUUACCCGUCUAUUCACGUGGCAAACGACAAAUAAUUACCGUAUUUCAAAUGAUUCAACGAUUCUCGGUGAACUUCCCCACUUUUCCCACCCCAAGUUGGUCGGACUUGGCCUGAAAGCGAACCUCACAUUCAUUUAUCACCUAAAACGAGGUCGUCCUUUCGAAGCCUUCACCCGAUGGAUGUCAACUAAAUCUACUUUACCCUCGCCUAAGAAAAUUGAUCUCGUCUGUAAACGAGCAGCUCUUUUAGCCUUCUACAAUUGUACCAGCUUGGAGAUGACAUCGGCUUGUGUCACAUUCUUUGAACUGUUCAAAAUCAAUUCGACAAAUUUUAGACUUCACCUUGCAAUUGGCAACCUUAUAAUGACCCACGCGGGUAAAUAUUUAGGCCUGGAGACAAAAGCUCAAUCUAUUGAACUAGGAAACGUUUUGAGAAAAGCUUAUUAUCACAAUGAGAAAGGAGCAAUUACUCACCUGAUGGAACUACUUUUAACCUCAUUCACCAAGAAAUACGGUGAAAAUGAAUGUACAAUGGACGAAUGUGUUGAAUAUCAACUGGCAAUUAGUUUCUCUAAUCAUUACAAAUUAGAUUUACCAUUAACUUACCUCAACAAAUGUAUCGAUUGUAACGAUUGGUUAAUGUUUACAGUUUACUCGCAAUUUUAUGAAUACCCUAAGGAGAUUGUAUGUAAAUUAUUGACCACUUUCAGUGGAUGUAUAACUGAACAUCUUGAGAAAGCAUUCAGCUCUUCAAUGGUCACUAGCGAACGUAAAAGUCCCCAAUCAAUUGUCCGUCGACGAGUAACCGAAUCUCGAGAUACACUAUAUUCGAGACUUGGUCUACUUAAAACACCAACAAAUACACGUUCAAUCCCACCAAACGUCCAACAACAAUUAGCAGUUAGUCCAGAAGAUGAUAGAGCUUCCGUUAUUAGUGAAACUGAUCUAUCCAAUCUAGAAACGGUUUCGGUCACUUCGAGCUCAAUGAUCGGAGAUUUACAAGAAAACCUUGAAUUUGAUCCAGAAUCUCCACCCAAGGAUCUUUUCAACCUAAUAUUGACCUGUCAACGAUUCCAUCCCUCGGAACCAGGAAAAUCACUACUAAACGCAUCUAUAGCUCUAGUUAAUCCAAUUCCCGCUUUAAUUGCCGCUUCUCUUUAUUCCAAUUCAGAAAACGACAGCGUCUUUUCAACCUUUGAUUGUUUCUGUUGUUGGCUUCAUUCCUCUUUCCAAAUGCCGGACGAUAAAUCGAUUCGGCCUUCAUCUAAUUCAAUCCUUUGGAAUCAACAAGAUUUUAAUACACUGAUUCAAAGUGCCUUACAAGUACCAAGUAACUUUAUCGUUUUCCGUAACGCUCUCAGAAUAUUUUCCUUGCCCAACAGUCCGCUUAUUGAUCUGGUUCAAUUUUUCAUUGAAUUUCUGGUGGAAAAAGAUUACUAUGAGUCUGUUAAAAAGUUGAAGACAUUCCAAGUGUGCCUGUGGAAUUAUAAGAAACCCGUUGACUCUCGAGGUCUUUUAUCAUCAAAGGCCUGGAUGGAGGAAACAUCGGUCAUCAUAUUGUCCAGUGGACUAAAAGCCGCGGACUCAGAGUAUGAGCUUCAUAUACUUUUACGACACUUAGAUUUUGCUCGACUUCAAAGUAGUUUCGAUGAAGAAACUUGUGUUCCCGAUUUUCGUAAAAUUUAUCGCUUAUCCCAAUGUGUCCAAGAAACUAGUCUAAGUCUUAACCGUCUGAACAUUUGUGAUUUCCUUGAUUUCCAACCGGCAACUGAUGAAUAUAAUGAACGUGUCCUAUCAUUUGUCUACGAACUACAAGAGCGAGGCUUUUAUCUGGAAGCUCAACAAUUUGCCACAAUCAAUGAACUCACUGAUGAUACAAUUUAUGUCAAUGGAUGGAGGAAAAAAAUUCAAAUUGAUAAAAGCAAUUUCUCUCUUUGGAAAAAAUGUUUCAACGAUCUUGAAGAACGACAAAUUGACCUGACAGUAAUUCGAAAAUUUAUUCAAGAAUUUCGUAGUACCUUUUAUUGUGAACUGACCAAUGCCUUCAUCUUGGCCAAAGACUUUUAUUAUGCAACCAAAUCAUCAGCUGAUCAUAAUGAUAUUAUUUCAUGUGAACUUGCCCUUUGGAAUACAGUUAUAUCCAUUGAACUGAAUUCCAUUCAUCCCGAUGAACUAAUCGAUUGGACCGAUAUUUGGGAAAAUAUUUUAAACAUUGCGAAAGAUACAAUUCCACCCAGUAAGGGGACCAAAGGUACAAAUCAUCUAGCGACAGAAUUGACCGAUGAAGAGGCUCGAGUGCUACGAAUAAUUAUUGGUAAAAUUUUAAAUGUCGGCAAAAUCGAGUUGGCCUAUCGUUUAGAGUACCUUUACAGAGUUCGAAGUCACGAUUUGCUUUUCAUCAAUUUUAGCAAUUUACUGGCCAACGAUUUUUUCUUAAGUCAACCAUUUAGUGCUCGAACAUAUUUUGAAGUUACUGCCAAAGAAUACGGAUUCACAGAUAUCGCUCAAGUUACCCAAUUGUUGAUGCGACCACCCCUUGAAUCUGGUCAAGUGGUCAAGGUUUUGGAAAAGUGUCUCUCUCUAUCAGAACAUGCUGAGAAUGCUUGUCAACGAAUUAUUCUUUAUUAUAAAAUAUCAUUUGUUAUUGAAAAGCGUUAUUCUGAACUCGCCGAGGAACGAGAUGAAUUGUCCAUAUUAUCUGAAUUGGUCAAGAGAUCGACAACUAAUCCUGAAGCGUUAGCUUAUGCCAAAGAGUUGAUUAGUUUUGGUAAAAUUGGCGAUGAUAAAGUUUCCAAUUUAGUUUUGGCGGAAAUUUUACCUGCAAUUAAAAAUGAUAUUGCUCAAAGUGAAUCAAGUGAAAGUGGUAUCGGGGAAAUUAAAAAUGGCUCUUAUGAAAAUGCGACGGCAACAAAUUUCCUCGCAUUGAUCCGAUUAAUCAAUGAUCCAGCGAUUCUUGGUCGGCAAUUACUUGACAUCUUACGAACCAAUGUUUCACCUUUAAUGUCCGUUGAAAUCUGUAUCAAAGCCCAUGAAUGUUUUACCCUUUGCUGUGAUAUCGAAGGUAUCUCAUUGGUCCUUCGAAAUGCUCGAAUAUUGAUAAUUCAACAUUUGACCAUAACCAAGAAUCACCAAGCAAUGAUUCGUCUUCUAACCGGAAUCGGUCGAUAUUCUGAGAUGUCUUACAUUUUUGACAUUCUCCGUGAAGAUCAUCAAUUUGAGUUACUUCUUCGUCGAGGUAAUCAAAAGUGUAACAAACUACGAGUUGCACUUUUAGAUUAUCUCAAGGGAGACAAAGAGAUGUACCCGUUGAUUGCGCUUAACUUUAGUAUGCAUCGAGAAAUCGCUGAAAUGUUAGAAUCGGGAGCAAUCAAAUCACUAGGCUCAAUUAACCUUCGGCGGCAGCAAAAUUGUAUGUCAUACAAAGAGGAGCUGGAAAAGAUUUUACAAGAGCUGAUGGACGCGGCGGAGAGCUACAAGAAAGCGGGUGUUUUUGCCCGAUCGGAUUAUUGUGAUAAAAUGGCUCAACUUGUUGCUCUUCAAAUUCAUUAUUUACCCUCGGGCGUUAUCUUGAUCAAUUUAUCGGACACCAUGGUGACCGAUUUCAUUGCUCGCCAUUCCAAGUUCAUCGAAGCGCUAAUUGUUGCCGAUGCUUAUCAAAAUCAUCGACAAUGGGCAAUCGCCAUUUUCAACAAUGUCGUUAAUCGCGGUGAUUGGACUUAUUUAAGAGAUUAUAACAACACUUUUCCUCUUAAUCCAAACAAUUUAGAGGAAAUUUACGGUUUAUAUAUUAAAUUUCGUACCAAUAAUCGUAAUCUACCCUCCGAUAAAUUGUCCACAAUGAAGAGUAACCUUCAUAAAUUAGUCAAACAAUCAAAUGAUCUGGUUCAAGUUUACAAAUAUUCACAAGAAUUGGGUUUCGUUGAAGCUUCCAACAAUUUACUCAAAGAUAUCAAUGGAGCCUAUCUCAGUGAUCUCAGACGUCAAGGAAAUCUAUGAAUCAAUAAUUAACAAUUAAUUGUUGAGAAAAACAAAACCAAAUCUAAAAUAUUGGAAAUGAAUCAAAUCAACUAUUGUUAUUAUUAUUUUUAAUUAACAUCAUUAUAAAUUUUUCUAAUCAACUUUUUAUUAUAUCGAAACAAUUGUUUAUCUAAAUUCUGUGACUUGUUAAUUUACUUCAAAUCUAUUAUAUCAUAAAUCAAAUAAUCAUUUUUUAUCAUCACAAUUAAAGAUAAAUAAUAAAUUAAAUCAAUAUUUGUGUUAAA
Messenger RNA from Panonychus citri (citrus red mite), 6375 nucleotides. Its product is annotated as spatacsin-like. The record is from RefSeq and is a predicted model, not a curated record. Gene Ontology annotation, biological process: axon extension; chemical synaptic transmission; axo-dendritic transport. The coding region runs from base 266 to 6109 and encodes 1947 amino acids. NCBI's taxonomy places the organism in Eukaryota, Metazoa, Arthropoda, Arachnida, Trombidiformes, Tetranychidae. Gene Ontology annotation, cellular component: axon; cytoplasm; dendrite. The transcript has 7 exons.